Molecule: messenger RNA, 804 nt
Organism: Moneuplotes crassus
Lineage: Eukaryota; Ciliophora; Spirotrichea; Euplotida; Euplotidae
Source: the annotation of a GenBank genome assembly
AUGUCGAACCCUGUUUGACCAGUACAAGCAAGGGAUGUCUCGAGGAGAGGAAGUGUACUUUCACCUAAAAACAGAAAGAUUGGUAUAAUGUAUGCUAGAAAUCAUUAUUUUAAUUGAUUCUCAGAAGAAUUAAUAUUUCAGAAGCCCGAAAGUGACUCUGAAAUAGAAUAUAUACCAUACGGAUGACAUUUAGUCCUCGGGAGAUAUCUUGAUUCAAAUUAUAUUAAGAAAAUAACCUUUCUCAGGUUCUUCAAUUGCAGUGUUCUCUCAUUAGAAGACAUUAGGAGAGGAAGACCAUAUUUAAAAAAGUUCUUGUCUAACUCGUUCCCAGAGGAAGUAGACACUCUGAUCAUAAGAAAAAGAGGAGGAAAAAUUACUAGAAUGACUUCUUAUUUCGCUGAAAUUAUUAAAAAUAGCCCAAGAGUAUUGGAUAAGUUCUCUAUUCAAGGUUUAAAAAUUAAUCAUCGCCAGUUUAAGAGAUUUUUAAUUUCUUUUAGCCAUGUAAAUUCAGUGGUUCUCUCAUUCUGCAAAAUUUCAGUUCCUCAACCUAUAAGUUUUGGCCGAGUAUUGGAAGAUUCUCAGAUCAAGACACUAGAUUUUUUUGGUUGAGGUAUGGAAGAGUAUUCUGAUUGGCAAAACCAACCUGAACAGCUCAGAAAUUUGAUGGAAGGGUUAACUACUUAUCAAGGAUUGAUGAAAACCUUAUUUACACUCAAAAUAAAGGAUUGUGGUAUUGAAGCACAGAAUGUUAGAAAUAUUUUAGAAGAAAGUGGAUGUAAUCAUCUUUUUAUCAGUAUUUGGUAA